Messenger RNA from Rhincodon typus (whale shark), 981 nucleotides. Its product is annotated as probable G-protein coupled receptor 139. Gene Ontology annotation, molecular function: G protein-coupled receptor activity. The coding region runs from base 1 to 981 and encodes 326 amino acids. Gene Ontology annotation, cellular component: membrane. The transcript is spliced from 2 exons. Gene Ontology annotation, biological process: G protein-coupled receptor signaling pathway. Lineage: Eukaryota; Metazoa; Chordata; Chondrichthyes; Orectolobiformes; Rhincodontidae. The record is from RefSeq and is a predicted model, not a curated record.
AUGAAGUAUCCUUUCAAUGCCCUACCAACACUUGCUGAUGUUGAGUUCAUUUACUGUCCUGUGCUCAUUAUUAUUGGAGUACCUGUUAACUUGUUGGCGAUUGUGAUUCUGUCGCGGAGGAAUUGCGGUCUCUCGAGAUGUAUCACGUGUUACCUGACAGCUAUGGCGGCAGCUGACCUCCUUGUUGUCAUCUCUGAUGUGAUGCUGAGGUGGCUUAUCAUGUAUUUCCCAGUAUCCUUCCUUGAUAUUACUUAUGUCUGCAGUUUGGUUAUGGUGCUCAUUCCUGCAACCACAAUGAAUUCUGUCUGGUUGACUGUUGCUUUCACCUUUGAUCGAUUUGUGGCUAUUUGCUGCCAGGAGCUUAAAAUCAAAUACUGCACCGAGAAAACUGCAGUCAUGAUUAUUGUAACAGUGAGUGUGCUGAGCUAUAUUGAAAGCAUUCCCUGGUAUUUCAAGUUCCAAUCCAAGUAUAUCUUUGAUAACCUGCCAUGGUUUUGCAUCACAAAAGCAGAGUAUUACAUUUCAAACUUCUGGACAUUAUAUGGUGUAUUCCAUCGCGUUCUAUCCCCUUUACUGCCAUUCGUUAUCAUUCUUGUUCUGAAUACUUUGACUGUCAGACAUGUUUUAGUAGCAAGUAAAGCCCGCAGGAGACUCCAGAAGGACAGUGACAACGAGAAGCACAGUGACCCAGAGAUGGUCAAACGCAGAAAAUCCAUCAUUUUACUCUUUGCGAUUGCAGGCAGCUUCAUUAUUUUAUGGUCCCCUUAUAAUACAUGCUUACUUUAUCAACGAAUUGCAUUACUGCAUGAUUAUCCUCCACUUUCCCCAGCUGCAGGUACCAUCGGAUACCUGCUCCAGCUCCUCUGUACUUGCACAAACACUUGCAUAUACACAGUGACCCAGACGCAAUUCCGAGAGCAGCUAAAAGCAGUUGUGAAGCUCCCUUUCACUGUGAUUCUCAGAUCCAUCAAUAGGAUGUGA